CUCGAUCAACGGCGAAUAUCUGAAAAUAUAACUGAAUAUUUUAAAACAUUCCAACAAAGUAGAAUCAUUGGAGGAACAGAAGCACCGAAACACUCUUCUCCAUGGCAAGCUGCCCUUAUUAUCGACAGCCAAGGCUUUUGUGGUGGUUCGCUUAUUUCUAAAAAUUAUGUGCUUACUGCAGGUCACUGCACGUCAGAAGCUGAAUCAAUUCUAGUAAUAUUGGGAGCUCAUAACGUUGAAGAAAUGGAGUCUACCAAACAACUAAUCUGGAGUGCCUCAAUAACCACCCACUCAAAUUAUCGUAACACAUUAAGUGGUCCCGUGAAUGAUAUUGGAGUGGUUCAGUUGUCAACUCCAGCCGUACUCAACUCUUAUGUUAAGGUUGUUCCUCUUGCCAAACAAGACGUCGCCGCUACCUUAUCAGGAUGGGGCAGAACAACAGAUGACUCAUGGUACCUAUCGCCAGUUCUUAUGAGAGUUAACUUGACUACAAUAGGAAAUAUGAUUUGCCAGUUCCAAGUUCUCAGAUUAAAAGCAAUCAUUAGAAAUACCUGUACAUCUGGACGUGGUACAAAAGGGGGCUGCAAUGGAGAUUCUGGUGGUGCUUUAAUCAGUAAUGACGUUCAAAUUGGUAUCGUUUCAUUUGGAGGGUCUGAAUGUGAGAGAGGAAUGCCUUCAGUUUUUACAAGAGUAUCACAAUAUGAAACUUGGAUUGCUCAAAACACAGAUGUUUCUUUAUAGUUUUUAUGAUUACUAUACAUUUGUUUAUUUUAAUAUAAUCGAAAAGUAAUUUUAAUCGUUCAAACAAUUUUGGUCGAUUUAUGUUUGCAGCAGUAACAUCAAUAAACGCAAGUAAUUUUAGGGAAAACAUUGUUUUAUUAUGUAUUAAGAAUUUCGAAAUUAUAAGAAUGAAAAUAAAUAAGGGAAAAUAACAAUGCACUGUUAUAUCUGCAUAAAUAUUUGACGAUGGCAUUAUAUUAGUAUAAAUAUAAGAGUCCAUUUGUCUUUUAACACUAUUCAAAAUGAAAUGUUCAUUGAAAAAUUUAGUACUCCUGGCACUAGCUGUUAUUACAAAAGUCAGUAUUCACAUCAUUUAAUGUUUAAAUG
Molecule: messenger RNA, 1107 nt
Organism: Aethina tumida (small hive beetle)
Lineage: Eukaryota; Metazoa; Arthropoda; Insecta; Coleoptera; Nitidulidae
Product: chymotrypsin BI-like
Exons: 3
Biological process (GO): proteolysis
Molecular function (GO): serine-type endopeptidase activity
Source: RefSeq, a predicted model, not a curated record